Cyanistes caeruleus (blue tit) is the source of this 4409-nucleotide messenger RNA. It is a transcript of the gene SLC12A2, whose product is annotated as solute carrier family 12 member 2. Gene Ontology annotation, cellular component: apical plasma membrane. NCBI's taxonomy places the organism in Eukaryota, Metazoa, Chordata, Aves, Passeriformes, Paridae. The record is from RefSeq and is a predicted model, not a curated record. Gene Ontology annotation, molecular function: sodium:potassium:chloride symporter activity; ammonium channel activity. Gene Ontology annotation, biological process: sodium ion transmembrane transport; potassium ion homeostasis; chloride ion homeostasis.
GUGAUGAGUGAGGGCAGCCUGCACUCGGGCGGGCACCACCACUACUACUAUGAUACCCAUACCAACACCUACUACCUGCGCACCUUCGGCCACAACACCAUGGACGCCGUGCCCCGCAUCGACCACUACCGGCACACGGCCGCCGACCUGGGCGAGAAGCUGCUCCGGCCCAGCCUGGCCGAGCUGCACGAUGAGCUGGACAAGGAGCCGUUUGAGGAUGGCUACGCAAAUGGUGAGGAAGGCGCACCGGCUGGAGAUGCAGCUGCUGCUUACACACCUGACAGCAAAGGAGUAGUCAAGUUUGGCUGGAUAAAAGGUGUGCUGGUACGAUGUAUGUUAAAUAUUUGGGGUGUGAUGCUCUUCAUCAGACUGUCAUGGAUUGUAGGACAAGCUGGGAUAGGUCUGUCUGUCUUGGUUAUUGGAAUGGCCACUGUUGUGACAACUAUUACAGGACUGUCUACUUCAGCAAUAGCCACAAAUGGGUUUGUAAGAGGAGGAGGAGCAUAUUACUUAAUUUCCAGAAGUCUGGGGCCAGAGUUUGGUGGUGCCAUAGGUCUGAUUUUUGCAUUUGCCAACGCUGUGGCAGUGGCAAUGUAUGUUGUUGGUUUUGCAGAGACAGUAGUUGAGCUACUCAAGGAAAAUGGAACAUUGAUGAUCGAUGAAAUGAAUGAUAUCAGAAUUAUAGGGGCUAUCACAGUGGUUAUACUGCUGGGCAUUUCCAUUGCAGGAAUGGAGUGGGAAGCAAAAGCACAGAUAGUCCUGCUGGUGAUCCUCAUAAUUGCUAUUGGAGACUUUGUCAUUGGAACAUUUAUUCCUCUGGACAGCAAGAAGCCCAAAGGUUUCUUUGGUUAUAAUGCCGACAUAUUCAUGGAGAACUUUGGACCGGAUUUCCGACAAGAAGAAACUUUCUUUUCUGUAUUUGCUAUUUUCUUCCCCGCUGCAACUGGCAUACUUGCUGGUGCAAAUAUCUCGGGGGACCUUGCGGAUCCUCAGUCAGCCAUACCUAAAGGAACGCUGUUGGCCAUCUUAAUCACUACAUUGGUUUACGUAGGAAUUGCAGUAUCUGUAGGUUCCUGUGUAGUUCGAGAUGCCACAGGGAACGUUAAUGACACCAUUGUCACCGAGCUGACAAACUGCACUACUGCAGCCUGCAAACUAAACUAUGACUUCUCAUCCUGCCACUCUCAGGCAGGGCCAGGGUGUCACUAUGGGCUGAUGAACAAUUUCCAGGUCAUGAGCAUGGUAUCAGGAUUUGCACCACUGAUUUCUGCAGGUAUUUUCUCAGCCACCCUGUCAUCUGCAUUAGCAUCUCUUGUGAGUGCCCCUAAGAUCUUCCAGGCUUUGUGCAAGGACAGCAUUUAUCCAGGAUUUCAGAUGUUUGCUAAAGGCUAUGGGAAGAACAAUGAACCACUGAGAGGAUAUAUUCUAACAUUUUUAAUUGCUCUUGGAUUCAUACUAAUUGCUGAACUGAAUGUCAUUGCUCCAAUUAUUUCUAAUUUCUUCUUGGCCUCAUAUGCCUUGAUUAACUUCUCUGUAUUCCAUGCUUCUCUUGCAAAAUCUCCAGGCUGGCGCCCUGCUUUCAAAUACUACAACAUGUGGAUUUCUCUGGUUGGAGCUAUUCUGUGCUGCAUUGUAAUGUUUGUCAUUAACUGGUGGGCAGCACUUCUAACCUAUGUCAUAGUCCUUGGGCUUUACAUCUAUGUCACUUACAAGAAACCAGAUGUGAACUGGGGAUCCUCAACUCAAGCCUUGACUUACCUGAACGCACUGCAGCAUUCCAUUCGGCUCUCAGGAGUGGAAGAUCAUGUGAAAAACUUCAGACCUCAGUGCUUAAUUAUGACAGGGGCUCCCAAUGCACGUCCAGCUUUGCUUCACCUUGUCCAUGCUUUCACCAAGAAUGUGGGCUUGAUGAUCUGUGGCCAUGUACAUAUGGGUCCUCGGAGGCAAGCCAUGAAGGAGCUGUCAACUGAUUUGGCUAAAUAUCAGCGAUGGCUAAUAAAAAACAAGAUGAAAGCUUUCUAUGCACCAGUGCAUGCAGAGGACUUGAGGGAUGGAGGACAAUACUUAAUGCAGGCUGCUGGUUUGGGUAGAAUGAGACCUAACACCCUUGUUGUUGGAUUUAAGAAAAACUGGAGACAAGGUGAUAUGAGAGAUGUUGAAACUUAUAUCAAUUUAUUCCAUGAUGCCUUUGAUGUUCAGUAUGGUGUAGUUGUCAUUCGCCUCAAGGAGGGCCUGGACAUUUCUCACCUUCAGGGCCAAGAUUUGCUGUCAUCCCAAGAGAAGUCUCCCUGCACCAAGGAUGUCAUAGUAAAAGUGGAUUACAGCAAGAAGUCUGAGACAGACACCUCCAUAGCUUUUGCUCCAUCAUCCAGUGAAAGAACUCCCACUCCACGCAAAGAGGAGGAUGAGGAUGGAAAGACUCCAACACAGCCACUGUUGAAUAAAGAUUCAAAGAGCUCUCCUUUAAAUUUGGCUGACCAAAGACUUCUUGAUGCCAGUUCUCAGUUCCAGAAGAAACAAGGCAAGAGCAAUAUUGAUGUCUGGUGGCUCUUUGAUGAUGGAGGUUUGACACUGUUGAUUCCUUACCUUAUCACCACCAAGAAGAAGUGGAAGGACUGCAAGAUCAGGGUGUUCAUUGGUGGAAAAAUAAACAGGAUUGAUCAUGACAGAAGAGCGAUGGCUACUCUGCUCAGCAAAUUUCGGAUAGACUUCUCAGAUAUUAUGGUCCUUGGGGAUAUUAAUACUAAGCCAAAGAAAGAAAAUAUUGCAGCUUUUGAGGAAAUGAUAGAGCCCUUCCGACUUCAUGAGGAUGAUAAAGAACAAGAAGUUGCAGAUAAAAUGAAGGAGGAUGAACCAUGGAGGAUAACAGAUAAUGAGCUUGAGCUUUACAAAACAAAGACUUACCGACAGAUUAGGUUAAACGAGUUGCUGAAAGAACAUUCAAGUACAGCUAACAUAAUUGUCAUGAGCUUGCCAGUGGCACGGAAAGGGGCAGUUUCCAGUGCACUGUACAUGGCCUGGCUGGAAGUUCUCUCUAAAGACCUGCCACCCAUCCUCCUUGUCCGUGGGAAUCAUCAGAGUGUCCUCACCUUCUAUUCCUAAGAGUGCUGCAGGUGGCACAGCUGUGAUGAAAUGGUACUGCAGUGCCCAGGGGAGAGGCACUGCCGUGGUCUAUCGCUCAUUAACAUCACAAAGGCAAAAAGUGACUCUUCUUUCACUAUUUCACUGACUUGAAAGCACACAAGGAAAGUCACUGUAUUUCUAAAGUUGUGACAUCUUCAGUUUUAUUCUAUAUUUUCUGUAAUUUAAUCUUGCUUAAUGGGGGAGGAUUCCUUGUUAGACUGAAGAACAAGACGAGCUUUUUGUUUGCUAUUUGAAUAGCAGCAAUAAAAUGUUGUAUUUUUGAUCAAUGAAAGGAUUAUAGAUUUAUAAAAGCCUUUUAGCCUUGAGGUGCCUUCUGAAAUUAACCAAAUCUCACCCAUACAUCCUAUUUUGUAAAUUUAUAUAGAAUGUCAAAAUUUGCCUUCAACUAAGAGUUUCGAUCAGACUUCCUUUAGUUUUUGGUCUAUUCCAUAUUACAAUAAAAAUGAAUGCUGCUUUUCAGUCUUCCAUUGAGCUAUUAGUUCUUAGUACUGUAUGUUUUUUGUCAUCAGAAAGUUUUUCGAUUUGUUGGGGGUUUUUUUUUGUUCGUUUGUUUUUGUUUUUUCUAUUAUUACAUCUGUUAGAUUUAAAGGUGAGAAUUGGGGCAGGUCAGCUGAACUAAAGCAAAUCCCUGACAUUUGCUGUCAUUAAGUUUUAUAACAGUUAAAAUAAAAUUAAUUCUGCUUGAAGAGAGGGGUUUUUUUCUCAAAUUUGACAAUGUAUAUUACUUUGGCAGUAGUCUGACACAGCUAAUUUUAUCUGCCUUGGCAGAGUGUAAUAUCCUCUAAGUCUUAGCUCUGCUGUGAAAUCAAGCUCAUCUUGCUGGCUUGAGGCUUUUUAUCUUAAUGCAAAUUAGAAGAAAAUAAAAGACCAGACCUGUCCUAGUUCUUGGCCUCUUAUGUUUUAGUGUCACUUUCAACUUAUUUUUGAAACAAAACUCGACUUAAGGCUUGAAUGGGGAUAAUAAAAGCAAUGUGAUGCUAUCUAACAGAAAACAGUAAACACUAUGUGGAGUUGUGCUAUCCAGUAUGAAAUGUAAAAGCUGCAGUUCUCUCGCAUUUUUCAAGAAAUGGUUAAACGGACCACUGAGUUCUUAGGGGAGAUGUUUUUAGGUCAAUUCAUUCAGUUGUCAGAAAAUGAGUUUAGUCUUACUGAAUAAUACUCAGGUUUGAUCGUCUAGCAGUUUUGAUCUAUUCCAUACAUCCUACUUUAUACAUUUUUCUAUGUUCAAUAAAGAAACUGCCAGUCUUGUGUGCCCUUUCAUUGUA